UUAUCUUCCCUCAGCAAAACCCUUUAUUCCGGAAGGGUUUUAAGUUUUAACUAACUACAGAAAACCCAAAUGCCUUCGAAAAUGUUGAUAAAAGUCUAAUCUUUUUCUUUCUUCUUCUUCCAAAUGGAGCUUCUAAAUCCUCCAUUUUCCAAGAAAUCUCUUUAUAUCCCACGCUACUCAUUCCCCACUCACAAAUUCUCCAUUACUACUCGAAAAAGCAGAAACCUUACCAAAUUUCACAAAAAACCAUCCAAUUUCUCCUUCUCUGCCACCAGAAAUCUGCAGGUUUCAGCUCACUUUGGAGGACCAACUAAUCGCAGAAAUUCCCUCAGGAAAAAGCUCACUGAUGAUCACCAGGUGACUCAAAAGCUUCCCAUUUCUUUAAUUCCAAGCUCUGAUUCUCAAAGCUUGAAUCUUUAUGCUGAUAAUAUUGUUAUAGCUCAAGAGAAUUUAGAUAAUGAUUGUGUAGAAGAGAGUGAUUCUAGCAAAGAAAAAUCUAAUUUACUUGAUAAGUCAGUGAUGUCAAGUAAGCUAGAGAAUUGGGUUGAUCAGUAUAAUAAAGAUGUUGCAUACUGGGGUAUUGGUUCUGCUCAUAUUUUCACUGUUGUGCAUGAUGUAGAAGGGAAUGUGAAGCGGGUCGUAGUCGACGAGAAUGAAAUUUUGAAUAGAAGUCAAGAAUCUAGGAGUGUGAAUGGAGUGAAUUCGAAAAUUUUGUAUGCUAAGGGUUUGGCUAGAGAGAUGGAGAGAGGAGGAAACGUUAUUCCGAGGAAUAGCUCAGUUGCAAAGUUUGUUGUUUCCGACAAGGAUUUUGGUUUUGUACAAACAAUUCAGAAUGCUGUUCUUAGGCCUGAAGUUAUCCAUGUAGUUUCAGGAUUUGGAAAGAUUGUAUUUUUUGGUUCUGUUGCGAUCUGGGCGCUGAAGAAGCUGUAUUCUUUUAAAAAUAGGGAGGACAAGUUGACGGAAUUAGAGAAGGAAAUGAUGAUGAGAAAGAUAAAGUCUAGAAAAGAGAAAGAUAAGUUGAAGCAAGGUGAAGUGGAAGUUGUUCAAGAGCCUUUGGAAUUGCGGUGGAAGCCAACUGAAAUACCAAAACUGGACAAGCAGGAGCUGAUGAAAAAUAUAUUAGAAUCACAGGCUGGAAAGGAUAAAUUAAUGUCGGUGGGUUCUUCUAGUUCCCAAACUAUCAGAGGUAUGGGAUUGGAUGAAAGAGUUCAGGAAAUUAGAGCAAUGGCAAGGGAAGCUCGGGAAAUUGAGUUACGAGAACAGGCAAUGGCUAAUAAUGAUAAAGAACAGAAACAGACGGUGGCUGUGGAAUCAUCGAGUCAGACAGACAUGAUUGAAGUGCAUUCGGGUGAGGGUGAAAGUGACAUUGCAAAUGGAGAAUCAAGUCAAAGAAAUGAUAAUGAUACUCAAAUAGAGCUGUUAAUUGAUAGACCAGAAGAUGCUGAUAUUGAAUGUCUUCAUAGUGUAUCUUCUGAAAAGGAUGAAGCGGUGCAGUCUAAAAGUUCAAGUUUAGAAGUUUCAAAAGACGUGCAAACUAUGGCAGAUGGUGAAAUUCAGUUUUCGUCUGAUACUCGUGAAUUACACAUGCCUAAUGGCAGUUCUACUACAAUGAAACCAAGGAUAAUACUGUCAAUUAAAGAAGCAAGGGAUUACCUUUCAAAGAAAGGCAACGAAACUUCUCGAGAGCCUCAAAUUGAUACUGAUAAAGAAAGUACCAUCAGUUCAAGUGUGCAUAGUGAUAAAGCAUCUGGUGGUGAAACAAACCAAAGUAAAAGUACAGAUAGAAAAGCAUUUGAACCUAUUGCUUUGCACAGAACGUCCGAUCCUUUACCUGGCGCAGAUAUUCCUGGAGAGGUGAAGAAAACUGUUUUAACCAAUAAAAAUAUUGCCAGUAACUCUGACGAAAAAUCUAAGUUGAAGAAUCUUGGAAAUUCAGAGAGACUUUUUAAUGGCGAUAGCAAUCGCAGUACAGAGCGCAAACAGUCUGUCAAGACAGAAAACUGGAUAGAAAAAAACUUUCACGAAGUUGAACCCAUAAUUAAGAAGAUGGGUGAGGGGAUUAGGGAUAAUUACAAGCUCGCUAGAGACAGAGCAGAUCAGCAUACAGGAACUGAUAUAACGAAUCUUGAGUACAUCAAUGAUGAUAGUGAAUAUGAUUGGAUGAAAGAUGACGAUCUCAGGGAAAUAGUUUUUCAAGUCCGAGACAAUGAGUUGUCAGGAAAGGAUCCAUUUUAUCUCAUAAAUGCUGAAGAUAAACUGAAAUUCUUCAAAGGACUUGAGGAGAAAGUGGAGAAAGAGAAUGAAAAGUUGCUUCGAGUGCAUGAGUACCUCCAUUCAAAUAUUGAAAAUCUUGACUAUGGUGCAGAUGGAAUCAGCUUGUAUGAUGAGCCAGAAAAAUUUAAACCACGCUGGAAAAGGCCUCCAUUAGAAAAGAAUCCUGAGUUCCUGACCAACUCGCAAAAACAACAAACAGAUAUUAAUGGGAAUGCAGACAAUAACUUGAUCCAAAAAUCAACAGAAUCCCUGGUCAAUGAGAAUUCUGUCAAUUCGUUGUCAGACAAUGUUGCAGGGAGAAAUACACGUAAUAAGGAUGCUAAAGGUUCCAAGACGAUUAUUGAAGGUAGUGAUGGCUCUGUUAGAGCUGGAAAAAAAUCAGGUAAGGAGUUUUGGCAACACACAAAGAAAUGGUCUCGUGGAUUUUUGGAAUCUUAUAAUGCAGAGUCAGACCCAGAAGCAAAAUCCAUCAUGAAGGAUAUGGGGAAGGAUUUGGAUAGAUGGAUCACUGAAGCUGAAAUACAGGAGGCUGCUGAUCUAAUGAAUAAAUUGCCCGAGAGAAAUAAGAAAUUUAUGGAGAAGAAAAUGGACAAACUUAAAAGGGAAAUGGAAUUGUUUGGACCACAAGCUGUUGUGAGCAAGUACCGUGAGUAUGCUGACCAUAAGGAAGAAGACUACUUAUGGUGGUUAGAUCUUCCACAUAUACUGUGUAUUGAGUUGUAUGCAACUCAAAAUGGGGAGGAUCAAAUAGGAUUUUAUUCAUUGGAGAUGGCUGCUGAUCUUGAACUGGAACCAAAACCACGUCAUGUAAUUGCUUUCGAGGAUGCUGGUGACUGCAAAAACUUCUGUUACAUUGUUCAAGCUCACAUGGAUAUGCUUGCAAAUGGCCAUGCAUUUGUUGUUCCGAGGCCUCCAAAGGAUGCCUUUCGGGAUGCCAAAGCAAGCGGGUUUGGGGUAACUGUUAUAAGGAAAAAGGAGCUCCAACUGAAUAUAGACUCUCUGGAAGAGGUAGAGGAACAAAUCACAGAGAUUGGGAGCAAAAUGUACCAUGAUGGGCUCAUGCGGGAGCGUUCUAUUGAUAUAAGCGCACUGACAAAAGGUGUUUUCGGUUUUAAGGGCCAACCUGCUAGUGCUAAGAGGAAGAAAAAGACCAAGCGGGCGCUGAAGAAGCCUAGAAAUAACGGAAGAUAACGUUUGGGAGCUGAUUAACUUCCAGUUCCACCACCAAUUUCCAUCACCACAUUCAACUGGAAAAUUGUGUUAUGACAAGGAUGAAGAGAUGCAGAAAUGGAUCAACAUCUAAAAUUGCUCAAGUUAUAUUAUUUAAUGAUAUGUAAUCAUCAAAAUCAAGGAGUUCUAUUUUCUCCUAUUACUGAACAGAUAUCAUAUAAAUGCUACAGAGCAAAUGUACAAAAGAAAUACAAUACAAUUAUGUCCAAUUGUCUGAUAUUCAUGAUAAAGGAAUCAGGUUCUUCACUUCAA
Mercurialis annua (annual mercury) is the source of this 3756-nucleotide messenger RNA. RefSeq lists its product as uncharacterized. Lineage: Eukaryota; Viridiplantae; Streptophyta; Magnoliopsida; Malpighiales; Euphorbiaceae. Bases 124 to 3465 code for a protein of 1113 amino acids. The record is from RefSeq and is a predicted model, not a curated record. The transcript has 5 exons.